AUGUCCGCACACUCGACACCGGGCAAGGCGCCGAAACGGCUAACACUCACACCCGGUCCCCGGCCACUCCAUCUCGGGACAGGCAAUGCUCUCGGCUCGCCAUUGGCCAGUGCACCGUUACCUCGGCGGAUGGGAAGUGUUGCGUACGGUCGGGAUGACAUGCGGCUGGGGUUCGACGACGGCGUAGUCCGUCCGGGACUUUCACGAGGCGGGAGCUUACGGGACCACGAAGGCCGAAGAGGGAGAGGACAUGCGAGCACUUCGAGUAUCGGUGCGAGCGAGGGUGUAUUGGAACGGGCACAACGAGAGGCGAUUGAGCGUAAGCGGAGGAGCGCGUCUGCUCUGGACGACAAGGACGACAGAGACCAGCCGCCCCCAGUUCUCACAUUGACCGAAAAGCACAAGGAUCUCCUCCAUUUUAUCGCCCAAAAAGAAGCCAAAUGCGUCGAACUCCGUUCCCAACUCGCGACACACGAAGCCGACCUCUUGCAGCUCAAAAAGAAAUGGGAAAAGAUUGUGGCAAAGGGGAACGAUCGGCAGGCUUCGCGGGCAAGUGCGGGCAACGGUGCUGUGGAUCUCGUGCGGGGUAUAUUUGGGCUCGGGGAAAUCGCGUUGCCCCCUAGUCCCACACAACCCAUUCAGUCAUCCCCUUCACCCAGUUAUACCUCUUCGCCCAGUCCUGUCAAGGGAAACAGGCCACCACUUACUCCUGCUUCAAGAGGUCACUUGUCACAUACCCCCCAUUCAUCGAUAUCGACAGCAACGAGCACGCGAUAUUCGCUGUCGUCCGUAUCUUCGUUUGCUGGUGUCGAGCAACUCAAGGAAAAAGACGAACCACGCGUUGUAGAUGCUGAGGAUGACGAUCCAGACGCGUGGGGUCCAUUCGAAACCGCCGAGCCCGAGCCCAUCCGACUGAGCGGACCCGCCAUGAGCGCAUUGGGACUCAGUGGAGUUGAGAAGAUUGGGGAAAGGAGGACUUCCUUGGCGAAUAAGCGAGCAUCCUCGUUCAUGUCUGAUUCUUUCCCAUCUCUUUCGAGGCAGAACAGUACCCCUAUUCGAGCAAGCCCUACACCUCCGAUGAAGUUGACUUCGCCUCGGUCCAAGAAGCCGAGUGUUUCUCCUAUCUCGACCUCGCAUUCGACUCCAGCCCAAAGAAUCUCCUCGGUCUCUUUAAUAGACGAUGAUGACGGAACGUCGGCCACUCUCGGGGCCGUCUUGCAACCCAGCACCAGCACAACACACAAUGCCCAACUUGCCUCUGACGCUGCGAGCGUAAACACAGCAAACGACGCAUUCGGUGAAGACUGGAACUGGUAG
Messenger RNA from Rhizoctonia solani, 1317 nucleotides. RefSeq lists its product as uncharacterized. The record is from RefSeq and is a predicted model, not a curated record. Bases 1 to 1317 code for a protein of 438 amino acids. The transcript has 3 exons. Lineage: Eukaryota; Fungi; Basidiomycota; Agaricomycetes; Cantharellales; Ceratobasidiaceae.